AUGUCGACCAGUGGGCUAAAAGCCAUCGCGCCUGUUCCCACGGCGACUGAUUUUCUUGAUAUCAUCUUGUCCAGGACUCAACGCAAGACACCGACGGUCAUCCACAAAAACUUUAAAAUCAGUCGGAUACGAAACUUUUAUAUGCGAAAAGUAAAGUUCACUCAAGACUCGUUCGAUGAAAAGCUUGGGGCGAUAUUACAGGAAUUUCCAAUCCUUGAUGACCUCCAUCCCUUCCUUUCUUCCCUUAUGAAUGUACUAUACGACAAGAACCAUUACAAGCUCGCUCUCGGUCAGCUCAGAACUGCCAGACAUCUAAUUGAUCACGUCGCAAAAGACUACGUUCGAUUACUCAAAUUUGGAGACAGUCUCUACCGGUGCAAACAACUAAAACGGGCCGCUCUUGGUCGAAUGGCGACUAUAAUGCGCCGACAAAAAGAUCCUCUUGCAUACCUUGAACAGGUCCGACAACAUAUAUCACGUCUGCCUGCCAUAGAUCCAAACACCAGAACACUCCUUAUAUGUGGAUACCCUAAUGUUGGAAAGUCUUCGUUCAUUAAUAAGGUGACUCGCGCCGAUGUCGAUGUACAACCGUACGCUUUUACGACAAAGUCCCUCUUCGUGGGGCAUUUGGACUACAAAUAUCUCCGAUGGCAAGUGAUCGAUACACCUGGAAUCCUGGAUCAUCCAUUGGAAGAGAUGAAUACGAUUGAAAUGCAGAGCAUCACUGCAUUGGCGCAUUUGAAAAGCUGUGUGUUGUAUUUCAUGGAUCUGAGCGAACAGUGUGGAUACACGGUUGAAGCUCAGUGUAAACUAUUCCACUCCAUCAAACCCCUCUUCGGCGGCAAGCCCACCCUGCUCGUAAUCAACAAAGUCGAUGUCACCCGGCUAGAGGACCUCGCCCCCGAACCUCGGGCAUUGGUACAAGAGAUCAUCGAUUCGGAAAAUGUGCAAUGUAUUCAAGUGUCGUGUUACUCCGAAGAAGGAGUAAUGGAGCUCAAAAACAAAGCGUGUGACGCUCUCCUUGCCGCGCGUGUUGACAGCAAGCUCAAGGGUAGCAAAAUCAACACUGUCAUCAACCGGAUACAUGUCGCUCAGCCCAAGGCUAGAGACGGUGUCGUCCGGGCGCCGUUUAUUCCUGAUGCUAUCAAGGAAAGGAAGAAGUACGACAAGGAGGAUCCUGAAAGGAGAAAAUUACUGAAAGAUACUGAGGCAGAGGAGGGUGGCGCAGGAGUGUUUAACAUCAACCUCAAACAGGACUACAUGCUCAAGGAUCCUGAAUGGAAAAUGGAUAUCAUACCAGAGAUCAUGGACGGAAAAAACAUUGCCGACUUUAUUGAUCCUGAUAUCGCCGAGAAACUUGAAGCACUUGAGCGGGAGGAGGAACGGUUAGAAGGUGACGGGUUCUACGAUAGCGAUGAAGAUAUUCCUGAUUCCGACGAGGAACGGGAAGCCGGAGCGGCCGAAAUUGCCCUUCGGCGUAAAAUCAGAUCGCAAGCUAUGAAGAAAGCACAAAAGAACACAGCCCGGUUACCUCGAACUGCUGGUCUCCGUACGCUUACUGAACUCACAACUGAACUCACCGCGGCUGGUUUGGAUCCGAGUAGAAUACAAGAACGUGCUGAAUUGUUGGCAAAGGUACAAGGUCAGAAGAGGAAGCGGGCGAUGGAGGAGGAAGAAAUGGAUGUUGAUUUAGAUGGCGAGGAAGGAGGGGAAGAGGAUGAAGGGUGGAUGGACGUUGACGGUGAGGUCCCACCGACGCUGAAGAGGGCGAAAGGCAACUCUGGUGCUGUGGUCGCAGUUACUUCAAAGAGGGAACCAAGGUCAAAUCGCCAAUUUGCUGGUUUACGGGAUCAAGCGCAAGCCACGAAAGCUGUCAAGUUACGAAAUUUUGGACAACGGCCUCGCAACAUGCUCGCCAAAGCAGGCGAGAGCGACCGUGCUAUCAAGGUCAAGAUGCCCAAACAUCUGUUUUCAGGAAAGCGCAAAGGAGGCAAGACUCAAAGACGGUGA
Messenger RNA from Marasmius oreades (fairy-ring Marasmius), 2010 nucleotides. RefSeq lists its product as uncharacterized. The record is from RefSeq and is a predicted model, not a curated record. Gene Ontology annotation, molecular function: RNA binding; GTP binding; GTPase activity. NCBI's taxonomy places the organism in Eukaryota, Fungi, Basidiomycota, Agaricomycetes, Agaricales, Marasmiaceae. The transcript is spliced from 9 exons. Gene Ontology annotation, biological process: ribosomal large subunit biogenesis. Gene Ontology annotation, cellular component: nucleolus. The coding region runs from base 1 to 2010 and encodes 669 amino acids.